Molecule: messenger RNA, 3416 nt
Organism: Dendronephthya gigantea
Lineage: Eukaryota; Metazoa; Cnidaria; Anthozoa; Malacalcyonacea; Nephtheidae
Product: zinc finger protein 28-like
Exons: 6
Coding region: 82-2928 (948 amino acids)
Biological process (GO): regulation of transcription by RNA polymerase II
Molecular function (GO): RNA polymerase II cis-regulatory region sequence-specific DNA binding; DNA-binding transcription factor activity
Source: RefSeq, a predicted model, not a curated record
UUUUAUUAUCUUUGCGAUAUUUCCAUUUUAAAAGUGUACUUUGCAAAAUUCGCUUCUUGAAAGGAAAUUCUUUCAGAUAUUAUGGAAGAAAUACCAGUUGAAUACAACAUUAUUAUCGAAGCUCUAAAUUGUGUUGUGCAAAACCAGCAGCAAGCAUUAGAACAAGCUGGAGGUCAAGCGGCUUUUGAGUGUGUUGUAAACACGAGCGAACAUGUCGUUCAACCGGCAGAGACGGGAGAAGAAGCUCCGCAACAAACCGUAUUCCAAUGCGUUGUCGAUACCAGUGAGGGACAACAAGUUAGUUAUGAAGUUUCAGGAGAAUCAGGUGGACAAGAAGGCCAAGUUGACCAAACAACCUUCGCUUGUGUUGAAGCAGCUCAAACUUCUGAGCAGCAAGAACAAGUUGAUUAUGAAAUGUUGCCAGUCUCUCAAGCACAACCUAAACAACCAAAAGAGAAGAAAGUUUUUAAAUGUCAAGUUUGUGAGAAAAUUUUUUCUCAUACUGGUUCAUUAAAUCGUCAUGCAAGAACUCAUAUUGAAGGAACGAAAUUUGAAUGUCCUGAUUGCCCUAAAUCCUUCACACAACUGGGGAAUUUAAUGAGACACAAGAGAUCUCAUACUGGAGAUGCUCCAUUCAAAUGUUCGGUUUGUGAAAAGACUUUCCGUAGAAUGGAUAUAAUGAAGCUUCAUGAGAAGACGCAUUUAGACGUCAAGCCUCAUCGUUGUGAUGUCUGUGAGAAGAGCUUCACGCAACUAACCAACAUGUUGAACCACAAGAAAACUCAUGAUAAAGAACCCGAGUUCAAAUGCGAAGCAUGCGGUGCAGGCUUUAAAAAGGAAACAACUCUCUUCAAACAUUUGAAAGUUCACACCGGCGUAAAAGCCUUCAUCUGUGACGUUUGUGAAAAAUCCUUCGACUUACCGAGCUCUCUAAAGGUUCACCAAAGAACACAUACUGGAGAACGUCCUUAUGAGUGUGAUCAGUGUGACAGAAAAUUUGCCCAAUUAGGAAACAUGAAAAGACAUAAAAAAACACAUUCCGGAGUGAAACCUUACCGAUGCGAAUUCUGUCAGAAGAAUUUUAACCGGCCCGACCUUCUUAAAGUCCACGAAAAAACCCACUCAGAAAACGGCUUCCAGUGCGAUCAAUGUUCUGAGGUUUUUUCCGUUGCUAACGACUUCAAAGAGCACAAGAAGACCGUUCAUCCACUCGCUGGAAUUCCAUGCGAUGAAUGUAACGAGGUCUUUUCAAUGGCAAAAGAAUUAAAAGCGCAUAAAAAGAAUGAUCAUCCGGAGACAAAAUGUAAGGAAUGUAAAGCAGAGUUUCCUGAUCCGGAAGCCUUGGUGAAACACGCUCAAACGCACCUCAGAGAAAAACCUUACAAGUGUGCUAUCUGUGAGAAGAGCUUUAGCGAUCCAGAGGGACUUGUCCUUCAUGUUACAUCACACACGAAGUCGAAGAGUGGAAAGAAGGAACAUCGUUGUGAAACUUGUGAUAAGGUGUUCGAUCAAGUUGGCUCGUUGAAACAGCACAUGCGCAAACACACCGGAGAGAAACCUUUUGCUUGCGAUGUCUGCGGACGUUGUUUUAGUCAAGCUGGAAAUAUGCUUCGACAUAAGAAGAGACAUACUGAUAACAAACCGUAUAGUUGUAGUGUUUGUGUAAAGACAUUUAGACGUUUAGAUCACCUAAAGGCUCAUGCAAAAAUGCAUUCCGAUAAAGAGAAUUCGACUAUGGUGAAUGGUGCAGAAAGUCAAAUUGAUGAAGCAGGUGAGGCUCCUGCCGGUGAAGCAAGUCAGAUAUCUGAUUUUGAAGCAGGUCAGACUGCUGAUGCUGAAGCAAGUCAGACUGAUGGAGCUAAAACUGGCGAGUCCUAUCGAACAAAUGAAUUCGACAACAACGAAGUGUGUGAAACAAGUGAAACUAUUCAUGCUGUUGAAACAAGUCAGACAGAUGAAGCAAGCCAACCUAGCGAAACAAUGACUAUUGGUGAAGCAAGCAAAUCUGCAGGUAAAACAUGUCAGGUGGGUGAGAUAAACCAACCUAACGAAAUAAGUGAAGGUCAAACCUGUCCAGAUGGUGAGUCAAGUCAACUGAGUGAAAGUGAUGCGGAGAUAAAGAUUGAAGUCAAUCAAUCUUGUGAAUGCAAAGAUUCUGCGGAGGAUAGUCAUACCGAUCAACUUGAUCAUAUGAGCCAAACGAGUCUUAUCAGUCAGUCAAGUCAAAUUGAGGAAGUUAUGGAAACUAAUGAAGUUGGCGAUAUAACCCUAGAUGCUGGAGUGGAGGAAAGUGCUGCUAACAUUAGCGGGGGCAGUGAAACAAGCCCUACAGAUGAUACGCGUAAAACAACAGAAGAUGACCAAACGCCUGACACGACCCAAAUUGUUCUCGUAACCGAACUUCCCCAAGCCGCUCUUUAUGCACAAACUGACCAUCUUAGCCAGGCGAUUCAAGUUGGCCCAACCGAAGCGAUGGAGGAUGUCGAAACGAGUCAGACUUCGACGAUAAUAGCUGAAGCCCUUGUUGGUUUAACCCAAGUCGGUCAGUCUCAUAGGGAAACUGAGGGUGAUUUCCAGGCCGUUGUAAGUCCCUUUAAGAACACCCCAAGAAUUCUACGCAAAAAGCCUUAUCCUUGCGCUCAGUGUGAUAAAUGGUUUGAGCAACCAAGUGCUUUGAAGCUUCAUGAGAGGGUGCAUACGGGAGAACGCCCGUAUGAAUGUCAGCAGUGUGAUAAAAAGUUUGCGCAGCAUGGUAAUCUGGUGAGGCAUGAGAGAACUCACAGUGGAGUUAAGCCGUUCAAGUGCCAAUUGUGUGAUAUGACAUUCAGCCGUAAAGAUUUUUUGAAGGUCCACGAGAAUAAAUGUCAUGCUGUAGAAGUGGACUCUAUAACGGUUCAGACCAUUGACUCAUCCUCGGACACAUCUUAAAUAUCAUACAUGUAGAUUGUAGUGAAAUGUUGUGUAGUGAUGCUAAUAAUAUAGAAACAGGUAGUUUUCUAGUUCUCUUUAGUGUGUGACAUUCAAUCAGGGUUGUAUGGCCUGAAUUUGAUUCCGGGAAAGAUCGUUAGAUGGCGAGCUUGAGAUUCCACUUCGAGUGCGGUUACAAAACUUUCAUUUCGUCAACAUAUUGAAUAAGUAUCAAUUACAAAUUAUGUUAUUCGCACACCAUGGUGGGUCGUACCCGUCAAAUCUGACCCUCGCUAAAAUCACAAGUCUCUCAAUUUGCACAUAAACAUUCUUACGUUAUUCAUUGAAUAUAUUACUAUAGUGAGUGUAUAUUGAUACACAAAAAUAUUUUAGUGGGAACCCGCUGAAAAUUGUCUUUAAAAUUUCUGUGCAUGGUAACAUAUGGGUAACAUCAGCAUAUAAAACCUAUAAAAAUUUUAGUUCGGUAUAUUUAAUAGUGUUGUAAUAUG